Messenger RNA from Lichtheimia ornata, 1665 nucleotides. RefSeq lists its product as uncharacterized. Gene Ontology annotation, molecular function: transmembrane transporter activity. The record is from RefSeq and is a predicted model, not a curated record. Gene Ontology annotation, biological process: transmembrane transport. Lineage: Eukaryota; Fungi; Mucoromycota; Mucoromycetes; Mucorales; Lichtheimiaceae. Bases 1 to 1665 code for a protein of 554 amino acids. The transcript has 5 exons.
AUGGCAAAGCAUAAUCGCUCCUCAAGCGCACCAGCAUGCACACUUGCUCGACAAGAUUCUACACGCACCCUUGUGAACAAUGAUAGCGACAGCGAUUCCGAUAGCACCAUUGUCAGCAUAUCGCUUAGCCGAUCAAACUCUAAAGAGCAGCAGCACAAGAAGCGUCUGACAGAUUGGCAAGGUGUCACAGCGGUGAACUUCAUAGGCGAUGAAUCAGAUCUGGAAAAGGCUUCUUUGAAACAACGAUCCAGAGAGCCUUACUCUAUAUUUUCACCAGCCAAGAUCCGAUGGAUUGUUCUCUUAGCUUCCGUAGCAGCCUUCUUUGCACCCUUCUCAGUCAACAGCUACUUCCCUGCAAUGGAUGCCGUUGAACAGGAUCUAGGUAUUUCAUCUCAACAAUUCAAUCUUACGGUCACAGUUUUCAUGAUCUUUCAAGCUGUGUCACCCUCUUUCUGGAGCUCAAUGGCUGAUACACGAGGACGACGUCCUGUUUACCUUGCCACGUUACUUGUAUAUGUCCUUGCAUGUAUUGGUUUGGCCAUGGUUACCAAUUACCCUAUGCUUCUUGCAUUCCGCAUGUUGCAAGCAUUUGGUGCAAGCUCAGUGAUUGCCAUUGGUGCUGGUACAAUUGCUGACGUUACACAUCCCUCCCAGCGAGGUGGUUACAUUGGCUGGUACUCUUUAGGUUGGAACUGUGGACCAGUGGUUGGACCUGCUGUCGGAGGUGUCGUAUCGCAAUACUUGGGUUGGCGAUGGAUCUUUUGGAUUCUAGCCAUUCUUGGUGGUGUCCAUUGGCUCAUCCUUGGAUGGUGUUUACCUGAAACCUUACGUUCUUUGGUUGGCAAUGGCUCUGGUUAUGCAAAUCCUACACCUACUCAAUGGUGGCACUAUCGCCGUCUUAGUGAUGAUGAAAAGCAACAGCUGCGUCAAAAACGUCAAUCCACUUCAACCAAAAAGAAGUCUAGCAGCUGGCUUGGUCCUUUCCAAUCCUUGCUUUUUGCCAAAGAAAAGGAUGUCCUCAUCUUACUCGUCUACUACAGCGUUCAAUAUGCAGCUGUGUAUGCCGUAACCACGAGCUUGCCUCUUUUAUUUGGUCAACUUUAUCAUCUCAACGAGCUACAACUUGGCCUUGCUUACUUUCCAAAUGGCAUUGGUUGCAUUCUUGGCUCUGUUGUACAAGGCAAGCUACUCAACCGUGAUUAUGAUCGUUUACGAAAGCGCUUCUCGGUCAUGUCGGCCACCGAUCUUACCAUGCCUGUUGAAAAAGCACGCUUGCGUACCGUGUGGGUGCAUUCAUUGUUAUUCAACGUGCUGCUUGUUGUCUACGGCUGGUGCAUGUACAUUCAUGCUCAUAUUGCAGUCGCUCUUGUACUUCAAUUUUUCCUCGGCUUUACGUCUCAGGCCAUCUUCAAUUGUAUUCAAACAUUACUGGUUGAUUUGUUCCCCACACGUUCAGCAUCCAUCACCGCAUCCAACAACAUCUUUCGCUGCUUAUUUGGCGCUGGCGCCACUACUGCUAUCAUCCCCCUUAUCAACGCAUGUGGUGUGGGUUGGUCCUUUACCAUCAUGUCAGGUAUCCUUUUGCUUUCUCGUGUGCCAUUGUACUUUGAAUUCAAGCAUGGCCCUCGUUGGAGACGUGAACGAGCCGAACGUGAAGAAGCAUAA